AUGGCGGCACGGAGUAGGCCUCGUGGCGGGCAAAUCAAAGAUGAGAUCGACGAAGAGCGACACCUGUGGAACACAAUCCGGGCCGAUGGACGAAGGUUUGACCAGCUCAUGGCUCAAUCCGAUAACCUUCAAGAAAAGAUACUCGAGCUAGCAGGUCAACAAGAAGCCCGUAAAGGACGCGGUGAUGCGCCCUCCUCCCGCAUCGACAACGAACUCGAUGCUGCCCUCCGCGAGAACAUCAAAUUGAGCGAAGAAAUGCUCACCCUCAUCAAAUCCGAUCAAGGCAACGACAUUUGCGAGCAGCUCACCGUCCUCUCAGCCCUCCGCUCUGCCGACACCGAUAGCUCCACCUCCCGCGCCACCAACCCCGGAAAGUCACGGGAUCGCGGCCAGAACAAGAGAAAGCUCACCGAUGCCACGGAUGAUCGUGAUAGCAUUGCUGCCGAUAGUCCCGCCGUGCCGAGUCCUAAGGUUGUUCUCGGUAAGGACAGGGACAGGCUGCUGCCAAAGGGCGGAGGAAGUAGGGCCGGUAGCGUACCCGCGGGCAGGGAGAGCAGUGUGAAGGUAGAGGACGAGAAGGAUGAUAUCAAGGGUAAGAAGAAACGUUCUUCUAUGGUCACAUACUCUAAGAAGGGCGAGACGAAACAGCGCCUCACAGUCCACACCGAAGUCCUCUACCGCGCUCCCCGCUCGCGCAACGGCCCCGUCCAACAAGAAGGCGAAGGCACACUCCACCGCAUUACCAGCGUGAUCGGCGAAGGCAAACAACGCCGCUACGAAAUCAUCGAUUCCGACCCUGACCCCCUCACCCCCAGCAUUCCCUUCCGCGCCUCUGUCGCCCACAUCGUGCCCAUCCCGCCCGCGUCCUUGAAUCUCUCUCUGCCGAGCCUAGAGGCGAAGAAGAAUGUGCUUGCGUUGUAUCCGGGGACGACGACGUUUUAUAAGGCUGAGGUCGUGGAUGGGUGGAAGAGUGGGGAAAUGGGAAGGGGAUGGAAUUAA
Didymosphaeria variabile is the source of this 999-nucleotide messenger RNA. RefSeq lists its product as uncharacterized. Gene Ontology annotation, cellular component: SAGA complex. The record is from RefSeq and is a predicted model, not a curated record. Bases 1 to 999 code for a protein of 332 amino acids. NCBI's taxonomy places the organism in Eukaryota, Fungi, Ascomycota, Dothideomycetes, Pleosporales, Didymosphaeriaceae. The transcript is spliced from 4 exons.